Messenger RNA from Brassica rapa (field mustard), 2430 nucleotides. RefSeq names its product B3 domain-containing protein REM14-like. Lineage: Eukaryota; Viridiplantae; Streptophyta; Magnoliopsida; Brassicales; Brassicaceae. The record is from RefSeq and is a predicted model, not a curated record. Gene Ontology annotation, molecular function: DNA binding.
GGAAAAUCUUGUUUUCCCGCCAAAACCGCAAAAAACACGUUUUCCCGCCAAAAACAUGUUUCUCCGCCAAAACCGCAAAAAAAACAUGUUUUCCCGCCAAAACCGCAAAAAUGCAUUUUUCCGCCAAUAACGAAAGAUCUCGUUUUCUCGCCAAAACCGAAUAAUUUUGUUUUCCCACAAAAGUCGCAAAAACGUGUUUCCCUCCAAAACCGCAAAAAAAACAUGUUGUCUUGCCAAAACCGCAAAAACGUGGUUUCUCGCCAAAACCGCAAAAACGUGAUUUCUCGCCAAAACCGAAAAUUUGUAUUUUUCCCGCCGUUCCCUGGUCACCAUUCAUACCCGAAAUGGCCAACAGUUAGGAGAAUCCUUCACGUUGGAGUUCACUAAAUGAACAUGCCAGAGCAGCUCCUGUACUUAAGUUAUGUUCUCAGAAGACUAAUAAAUGCAAAAAUAUGUUAGAAACAGAAAUAUGUACAGUGGAGAGACCAAGGCUUUAGGGAAAGGAAGCAGGUCUACAAUAAAUAGGAGUAUUAAAGAAACCAAACAAAAAAAAUAAGCUCUACAAUAAAUGAUCGGCGUCUUCAAGUUGGUUUAUUACACUAUUUUCAGUCUAGAAUGUAGCCUACUAGAAUUCGAGAGACUCAGAGCUUCUGAAGUUUAUGAGGAUGGCGAAUAAAGGUUUCUUCAAGCCUCUUCUUCCUGGCUUCCACAGCCACUUGGUACUUCCUCUCUUUCCCUUUUUCUAUAUAUGUCUAUGUCUCUCUGAUAAGCCAACCAAGAGAUGGUUUCUGUGUUGUAACUGCAUGUUGCUUCAGACAAUUCCUGUAGCCUUCUUCUUGAAGUAUAUAGAAGGAACAAAUGAGCACCAUACGGCGAAGCUGAGAUCAGACGCGUCAAUGAUAACAUGGGAAGUGAAAAUAGAAGAUGGCAAGAAACUCACUGAAGGUUGGAAAGAGUUCGCUCUUGCACACGAUCUCCGUAUCGGCGACAUUCUCAUUUUCAGACAAGAGAAAGACAUGGCUUUCCAUGUAACACUCUUGGGACCUAGUGGCUGUGAGAUUCAGUAUGAGUCGUGUUCAGAAGAGGAGAACAACCUCGGGAAGAUUCCAAAGAAAAUGAAUUCAAAAAGAGAAGCAGAGUCUUCUUCUUCACUAGAUCCAUCUUGUUUUAAAACUAAUAUAUGGCCUUCGUCCCUACGUUAUGACACAUUGAACCUUCCAAAGAGUUUUGUGAGGGCGAAUGGUCUAGAGACAAGCUGUGGAGGAGAGAUUGUUCUGAUGAAUGAAAAGGGUAGACCAUGGACUUUGGUUUUAAAACAAAAGCUAAGUGGGACUACUUACAUCAGACGUGGGUGGAGACGUUUCUGUAUUGCCAAUAGGCUUAAAACUGGAGGCGUCUACACUUUCAAACUAAUCCAAAGUGGGAGAACUCCGGUUCUUCUUUUGUCCUCUAAAGAGUCAGAGUCAGAGUCAGAGUCAGAAGAAAGAAACUUCGAGAAGAUUCAGAGGAAGAAAGCAGAGUCUUCUUCACUAGACCCCUCUUGUUUUGUGGCUAAUAUCUCGCGUGCAACCCUACGUUAUGACACGCUGGGUCUUCCAAUGAAAUUUUCAAGGGAAAAUGGCCUAGAGGCAAGAUGUGGAGAGAUUGUUCUAAUGAAUGAGAAGGGUAGAUCAUGGAAGCUAAAUCUGAAACGUAAGAUAUCAUGUGGAACUAUGUAUAUCACACAAGGGUGGAGAAGUUUCUGUAGUGCCAAUGGACUUAGAGCUGGAAGUUCUUCCACUUUCAAACUGAUCAAAAGAGGAGGAACUCUGGCUCUACGUUUGUCAUCUAAAGAGACUGAAGAAGAAGAAGAAGAAGAUUGCUCAUUAAAAGCUAUUGAAGUGGAGUCUCUUUCCACAGAACCAGAAAGCGAUGAAGAGAGCAGCCAAGAUGACGAAAAAAUCAAGAAACAUAGAUCGACAUGGAAAGCUUCAUCUUCACAAUCCCAAAACCGAUUUGUGACACUAACGCUUAGACCUUUCAAUCUUGAAAAGUAUUCACUGUUUCUUCCUUUACGCUUCACCAGGUGGCACGGCAUCAAUGAGGAAACUAAAAUGAGACUGUUGGACAAAAACGGUGUCAAGUGGUCUACGGAUCUGCGGUCUGAGAAAACUAAUAUUGAUAAAAUAAGAUUGGUAGGAGGUUGGCAAGAAUUCUUCAAAGCUAACUGUGUGAAGACAGGUGAAUCGAUCAUGUUAAAGCUGAUAUGGGAAGGAGACAAAAGAUGUGUCCUCAAGUUCUUCUCUAAGGUGUAGCAUGAGACCAAAUGAAACUGUAUCUUUGUACUAUGUUUUAGCUUUUUUAAUUUCCAAUGACGUAUUAAAAUGAAUCAACGUUUGGCCUUUUUGAUAGUUUGGGAUUUGUGAAUGUUUUUUUUUUUUGUCAACGGGA